ACGCCGCGGGAGGAGGAGCAGAGCAGUAGGAACAGGUGGUGGAGGAGGUCAGCAGCUCCGCGGCCGCGAGAGGGCCAUGUCGCUGCGGUGGUUGCUGCUCCGGAGCGCGCGCCGCGGGAUCUUUGGGUCCGCGGAGGCUGCGCUGUGGGGUUUGAAGUCAAUAGAAGGAAACUGCCACAAUUUUUGUACUACAGUUUUUAAAGAUGUCACGUAUCUGGAACUUAAAAACCUCUUGAAAUCCAAAAGUAUUAUGUUAAUUGAUGUUAGAGAGACAUGGGAAAUUCUUGAGUAUGGAAAAAUCCCUGGGUCUGUCAAUAUACCAUUGAAUGAAGUAGGUGAAGCUUUGCAGAUGAACCCAAAAGACUUCAACGAGAAGUACAAUGAAGUAAAGCCAUCCAAAUCUGACAGUCUAGUGUUUUCUUGUUUAGCUGGAGAAAGAAGCAAGAAGGCUCUGGACACAGCAAUAUCUUUGGGCUUUAACAGUGCUCAACACUAUGCUGGAGGAUGGAAAGAAUGGGCAACCUACGAAUAUUCUGAGAAGAAACAAGGAAACUGAAUUUUGAAAUACAAGCUGGCUCUUUCCUUGCGUACAUACAGCCUAGCAUAGGGAAUGAGCAAAAGAAUGAAAAUCUAGCCUGGCACCACAGGCUAAUGGAAAGGGGAUUCUGUAUGUCAAUUAUUUGUUGAAUCUUUUUCUCAACUGUAAAUUAAGACUAUCAUUUCCUCCUCCCGA
This is a messenger RNA of Pteropus alecto (black flying fox), 733 nucleotides long. It is a transcript of the gene TSTD3, whose product is annotated as thiosulfate sulfurtransferase (rhodanese)-like domain containing 3. The record is from RefSeq and is a predicted model, not a curated record. Gene Ontology annotation, cellular component: mitochondrion. NCBI's taxonomy places the organism in Eukaryota, Metazoa, Chordata, Mammalia, Chiroptera, Pteropodidae. Gene Ontology annotation, molecular function: thiosulfate-cyanide sulfurtransferase activity. The coding region runs from base 77 to 556 and encodes 159 amino acids. The transcript is spliced from 4 exons.